ACUUCACCGCACCUGCGCGCCGGACUCUGUGCUGUAGGCAACCUUGAACUCACGAACUCUUCGUAUCCUCUACGCACAACCGUCGCCGCCACCAGACUCACACCAUAUACCCAUCUGGAGUACCGUCCAGGGCCGCUUCAAGGGCUGGCAUGCCGUUCUCGCACGCCGCACAAGACGCACACCCUCUCGUCCUCAGCAGCACCCGCCGCAACGCCCGCCACAUCGCCGCCCUGCCCCCUCCCGCCGGUCCAUGUCCGCAACGCCGUCCGUGGCCGCAGACGGAGACGCAUCCGAAAAUGCCAGCGCGGAUGACUCCUCCGGCGUCGUCACGGUCGCCAAGGACGGGGAUCUCGUCCUGGAGGUGACGUUUGAGACGUCUCCGGCGACCCUGAAGAAGAACCGACAGGCAGCAGCAGCAGGAGUUUCGACCGCCCCCAACGGCAGGCUCUCGUCGUCGGCCGCGGCCACCGCGCGACUCGGGCCCAGGCCGGCGGCGGCGGCGUCGACGACGACGAUGAAGACGACGCUCAAGGUGGCGUACAGGGUGAGCUCCCGGGCGCUGAGCCGGCACUCGCGCUACUUUGAGAACCUCUUGUCGAACCACCAGUUCCGCGAGGCGCGGCUCGUCGCCGACGCGCACGCCAAGCUCUCCCUCGCGGGCAUCAAGCCCGCCGAGGCAGCCGUCCGCGACCUGCCCGUCGUCGCCGUGGCGGAUGACGACCAGGCCACCGAGGCGACGGGCCGGGAGCUCGCGUUCGAGGUCAUGUUGAGCAUCAUCCACGGGCGGCCGGCGCGCAACAGCAACAACGCCAAGUCGCUCAUGUCGUACGCCCUGACGCUGGCCAUCAUCGCCGACCGCUUCGACUGCGUCGCCCCCGUGGCCCGCGCGCUCAACCACGAGCUCAAGUUCAAGUGGCCCGUCACGAGCAACAGGCCGUUGGUCGACGACGCGACGGGCCACCCGACCCAGAUCGAGCAGGUGUUGCGGCAAAAGGUCCUGGUCGCGUGGCUGCUGGGACAGGCGAUGCGGCUGCUGCAGUCGUCGCGGGAGCUCAUCAUGAGGGGGUCGAGGCUCUGGAGCGCAUUCCAUGAGGCGGACCCGCGCUUGAGCGCCGCCUGGUGGAACUUGCCCGAGGGCCUGGAAGAUGAGCUGCAGUACAGGCGCGAGUGCAUCCUCAACACCGUCUCGUCGGUUCAGCGCCACUUCCUCGACCUGUACUCGUCGCGGGACAGGCAGUGCAAGCUCGGCUACGACACCAGCGCCGCCUGCGACAUCUUCCAGCUGGGGCAGCUCCACCGCUUCCUCAAGUCCAAGGAGCUCCUCUUCCUCGUCGACUACUCCCAGUCGUCGCUCGACGCCGUCCCCGACACGCCGCACCUCGACCUCGAGGAGCUCAUCGCCACGCUGAGGCAGUGCCCCAACUACCAGGUCGACAAGCACCACGUCAACUGCGGGCCGCAGCUGCGCAUCAAGGCCAUCCUCGACUACAUACGAACCAUGCUCUCCGCCAAUGUCGUCUCCAUCUCCCACGCGGACUGGAAGAGGCGGCGCGCGCAGGUCUCUUGGAAAAGCCGCACGACGAAAAUAAGCUCGACGGAUGACGACAGUGGCACCACGUUUGCGUUCACUCGAGCUGUUGCUCAUGACAAACGUCUGCGUUAUGAAGGGGCGAUGCAUGCGGACCACAUGGCGUUGAGCCUCUUCACGGCGGACGCGUGGGACUGGACACCAGAGGCCUGAUGUUUCAUGAUACGACGCCAAAUGUUUACAAGCAGCACUUCGUGCAGAUAUAUUAGAGAGACGCAAAUCCCACCCUACCGGUGAUUGAUGGCCCGGCAGGUCCUUCGUAAGACGCUAGAUGCGGGGCAGGCCCUCUAGAGCCAACCGGGCGGGGGUAUAGGGUCGAGAAAGGGGGUCUUCCAUAGACACACAGACAGCAUGUGUGGAAUUAGAGCUGGUCAGAGGACGUUUGCCCCUCCUCAGACGCUUGCCGUCGUCGUCUUCUCCCGCAG
Molecule: messenger RNA, 2013 nt
Organism: Purpureocillium takamizusanense
Lineage: Eukaryota; Fungi; Ascomycota; Sordariomycetes; Hypocreales; Ophiocordycipitaceae
Exons: 2
Coding region: 251-1741 (496 amino acids)
Source: RefSeq, a predicted model, not a curated record